Abrus precatorius (Indian licorice) is the source of this 737-nucleotide messenger RNA. Its product is annotated as glutaredoxin-C9-like. The record is from RefSeq and is a predicted model, not a curated record. The transcript has a single exon. Bases 58 to 519 code for a protein of 153 amino acids. NCBI's taxonomy places the organism in Eukaryota, Viridiplantae, Streptophyta, Magnoliopsida, Fabales, Fabaceae.
CAACCACCCCAAACCACACCUCUCUCUCUAACCUUCAUUCAUUUACUCCAAAACACCAUGCAACAAGCAAUUCCUUGUAGGUCAUGGCAACCUCUCAUCACACACACACCCAACACUCACUUCACAAUUAGGCCACACUCAUUAACUACCCACACCCAAACCGCUAUUAUUUCUCACCCCUCUUCGUUUUCUCCCAAAGGAAUGGUGCUCAACAUGGUGUUAGAAAACGCUGUCAUAGUCUUUGCGAGACGUGGUUGUUGCAUGAGCCAUGUUGUGAAGCGAUUGCUUUUGGGUCUUGGUGUUAACCCUGCCGUACACGAAGUGGAGGAGAAUGAUGAAGUGGAUGUUGUUAGAGAAUUGGAAGCAAUUGUGGGUGUUAAUGGCAAUGAUGGGAAAGUGCAAUUUCCAGCGGUUUUUAUUGGUGGCAAAUUGUUUGGAGGAUUGGAUCGUCUUAUGGCUACUCAUAUUUCAGGGGAAUUGGUUCCCAUACUUAAAGAAGCACGGGCUCUAUGGCUGUGACUCUUUCAUCAUUUGCUAUUCUUUUUGUUAUAUUCUAUAAAUUGUUCUUUUUCCUUCUUGAUUUUCUCUUAUUUUAUUACAUGUUUCUUCCGGAUAUAGUGAUUUCCUCCUUGGGAGGCUGUAGAGAAGGGAGAAAUGUAAUAAAAAAUAUAUAUAUAUUUUAUGUAUUUCGAAAUGAAUGGAGAAAUUUGAUGAUAUGGGAACAAGUUUUUCUAUUG